AUGGGUUUGUUUAUUGGUUUUUCUUAUCUGAACGCACCGCUCGGCGCCCGGAGGAGACUUGAUGUGGGAUUUCAGAAUUGCUGUAUUGCUGUGGUCAAAAGCGGAGGAAUCGAGACCGCGUCCAAUGAAUUUACGGACAGAUGCACGCCAGCUGUUGUUUCAUUUAAUGCAAAGAACAGGACCAUUGGUAAUGCUGCGAAAAACCAGAUGAUAACCAAUACUGCAAGCACAGUCUCUCAUUUUAAGAGACUACAUGGCAGAUUGUUUCAGGAUCAUUCUGUGCAAGCAGAGAAGGCUAGUUUACCAUAUGACCUGGUACCACUAAACGAUGGGAAGGUUGGAGUCAAGGUCAUGUACCUCGACCAGGAGCACCGUUUCAGCAUCGAGCAGGUCACGGCUAUGUUGUUGACCAAAUUGAAAGACAUUGCAGAAGCUAAUCUGCAGAAGAAAGUGGUGGAGUGUGUCAUCUCUAUCCCCUCAUUCUUCACUGAUUCAGAAAGGAAGUCUGUGCUGGAUGCUGCCAAGAUUGCCGGCUUGAACUGCCUGAAGCUAAUGAAUGACAGCACUGCAGUGGCGUUAAACUAUGGCAUAUACAAGGAAGGUCUUCCAGGCUGUGAUGAGAAUCCAAAGAUUGUGGCAUUUGUGGACAUGGGCCACUCUGCUCUCCAGGUCUCUGUUUGUGCUUUCAACAAAGGUAAACUUAGGGUUCUGUCAACCGCCUUUGAUCCUUAUUUGGGAGGGAAAGACUUUGAUCAGAAGCUGGUGGAAUACUUCUGUGCUGAAUUUAAGUCCAAGUAUAAGAUGGAUGUAAAGUCCAAGGCUCGAGCCAUGUUGCGACUGACACAAGAGUGUGAGAAACUCAAGAAACUGAUGAGCAGCAACUCCACAGACAUUCUCCUCAACAUUGAGUGCUUUAUGGAUGAUAAAGACGUAUGUGGGAAAAUGAACAGGGCCAAAUUUGAGGAGCUAUGUGCUGACCUGAUUGAGAGAGUGAUGGUUCCUCUGAUGACGGCUGUAGAACAGGCUCAAGUGCGGCUUCAGGACAUCAGUGCUGUGGAGAUUGUAGGAGGAGCCACACGGAUCCCUGCUGUAAAGGCCCAGAUCAGUAAAUUCUUCAAGAGGGAUGUGAGCACUACAUUAAAUGCUGACGAAGCAGUGGCCAGAGGCUGUGCAUUACAGUGUGCCAUGCUCUCACCUGCAUUCAGAGUGCGAGACUUCUCCAUCACCGAUGCUAUCCCUUUCCCUGUUUCUCUUUCCUGGACCAGUGAAGCAGAUGAAGGCAAAUCCUGUUAUGAGAUAUUUGGCAGGAAUCAUCCCUGUCCAUCAGCCAAAAUGAUAACGUUUUACAGGAGCAAGCCUUUUGUUCUGGAAGUGUUUUAUUCGGAUCUGACAUCUCUGCCCUUUCCUGAGGCGAAGAUCGCUGAAUACAAAGUGCAGAACAUUCAACCUCAGGAGAAUGGAGAAAAAGCAAAGUUGAAAGUAAAAGUUCAAGUAAACGCCAGUGGUAUAGUCAGCGUGAGCUCAGCUACUAUGGUCCUGAGGGUCAGCUCAAAUGAAUCUGAAUCCACAGAAAUAAAUGAGAUUUACAGUCAUGACGGCGCUGAUGAUAUUAACAUAGAGGACAAGAUACAGGAGGCAAAUAUUCAGCUCUCGGUAGACAAAGAAAACCUGCCAAAAGCACAGUGUCCCCCCAUGGAAAAAGAGCAGAAUCAAACAGAUGCAAAUAUGAAUGGAGAAGUAAACAAUCACCCCCCUGAUGCUAAAAAAGCCAAGAUGAAGGUCAAGCAUGUUGUUCUGCCCAUCGAGGAGACGUUUACCCAGCAGUUACCAAAGGAUCGCCUCAGCAAUUACAUGGAGCAGGAGAGCAAAAUGAUACAGCAAGACUGCCAGGAGAAAGACCGUAACAACGCUAAAAAUGCAGUCGAGGAGAAUGUUUAUUACUACAAACACAAGCUGGAGGGCCCCUAUCAGAAGUUUAUAAAUGCUCAAGACCAUCAGGCAUUCUCUGAGCUUUUAGAUGGCACGGAGAACUGGCUGUACGAAGAGGGAGCAGACCAAGAUAAGCAGACGUACAUUAACAAGCUGGAAGAAAUACACAAACUGGGUAAACCUGUGCAAAACAGAUACCAGGAGUCUAUACGGAGACCUAAAAUGUUUGAGGAGCUGUCAGCCAAAAUACAAAGCUACAUGACUAUUAUGGAGGAGUAUAAGAAUGGAAGUGACAGUUACUGCCAUAUUGACGCCAUGGACAUGGACAAGGUCAGAGUGUGUGUUGAAGAUACACAAGUGUGGAUGACAAACAUAAAGGAUUCUCAGGAUAAAUGCAGAUCUGAUCAGGAACCUGCCAUACACAGCACUCAGAUCGAGGAGAAAUUACAGGUACUCAACAACAUUUGUGAUGAAAUAGUUACCAAACCCAGACCCAGAGUUGACUCUCCCAUGGAUGACAGCAUUCAGCCGGAGCAGCCACACAACAAAAAAAGCCCAGAAGAUGUGACAAUGGAAUACACAGAUUUUGUUCAAAAUGAAGCAAAAAACAGCCACAUCAAUAUUUAACCGCUUAUCAUUUUGGUAAUGCAAUAUGGCUGGAUUUGCAUUUAAUGUGUUUGCUGGUGCAUCAUUCAGUCAUAUAAACCAGUAAAUGAAGCAUUUUGUUUCUUGUAUUUGAUGUUAACAGGCACAUUUGAAGUAUGUUUCUUAUGUUAAGAGUGAUAAAACUUUUUGUGCACUUUUACUACAUCUUCAUGUAGCAUCUAUCUUGAAAUACUUAAAGCUCCACUGUUUUUCUCAACAAUUUUAGUCUGGUCUCAAAGCUGUCCAAAUAAAUUCUGACAUUGAACGCAGUUCUAUUGACAAAAACAUGAAAAUUUUAUAUAUAUAUAUAUAUAUAUAUAUAAUGAAAUGCUUUAAUGGCUGUUUUAGAUAAACAAAUUAAUAGAUGUAGAUGUAGUGUACCUGUCAACAACUAUACUGAGAGAACAGCUACUGUAUUGACAGAUUUACUGCACUGAAUAAAAGAAAACUCAUACUGAAACUGUGGCUCUAAACAAAGUGAAAGCUUGCAAUAUCAGAAAUGGAUGUUCAAGAGCUUCUGCUAUACAUUUGACUGUUCUGCUUUAUUUUCGCUGUGCAUUCAAUAGGAUAUGUCAUGUUAAAUACACAAUUUAUUUAUAGCACAUACUGAGCUAUAUCUGUGCAGUUGGAGAUGCACCAGCUGUCUUUGUGAAAUUUGUUGAUGCAGAAAAUUGAUGUUUGUUCCUUUGUGUUGUGCCUGAAACUUUUGCUGCAAGUUUGAAAUCACAAAAUAAACACCUCUACAGCUUUCUAAUCCA
Molecule: messenger RNA, 3332 nt
Organism: Cyprinus carpio (common carp)
Lineage: Eukaryota; Metazoa; Chordata; Actinopteri; Cypriniformes; Cyprinidae
Gene: hsph1
Product: heat shock protein family H (Hsp110) member 1
Biological process (GO): protein folding
Cellular component (GO): cytosol; nucleus
Molecular function (GO): ATP-dependent protein folding chaperone; ATP binding
Source: RefSeq, a predicted model, not a curated record